GGAAGUGAAUCAUAAGUUAAUAUGGCAACGUUAACUCUGAAGUACUUCCCAUGAACGUAACGGUCAGCCUCGAUUAAACAGAGAAUCUGUUGAAGCUCACCUCCUUAAAAGAAGAUGUCAUCGAUGAGCCUGUGUACUUCUCUCAUGGAUUGCAGUCAGGACUGUAGAAUAUGAGUGUGUGUGAUGGAGGACAACCAAUGUGGGGGCGUGGACUACCUGAUCCAAGAUGAGGACACUUUAAUCGAAGGAGUCAGCAACCAGGUUUUAUUUGUUGUUGUGCUGAGCAUCGCCUUCCUUGUUGGCCUUCUGACUCUGCUCUGCAGACAAGAGCAGCAAUACAUUCACCCUGAAAAUCAGGAGCAUGUUCGAGCUGUUCGACAACAGCUUCAAACAGAGCAGGAUGAAAAUUCUCAAACGGAGACAAGACAGCAGUAUUACACGGACAUGUCUUGUCCCGUCUGUUUACAGCAGGCUGUUCUGCCUGUAGAAACCAACUGUGGACACCUCUUCUGUGGCACAUGUAUUAUAGCAUACUGGAGAUAUGGCACCUGGCUCGGUGCUAUCAGCUGUCCCAUCUGCAGACAAAUAGUAAGGCUUUAUGAGUAAAUCUUUGGGGCUGAACCACAACUUAUACCCCGGCACAUCCACGACUACAACCGCAGGUUCUCAGGCCAACCGAGAUCUCUUAUAGACCGGCUGCGAGAUGUUCCCACGCUGCUUCGCCAUCUCUUCAGAGAGAUGUUCUCCGUGGGUGGCCUCUUCUGGAUGUUCAGGAUUCGAAUUCUCCUCUGCCUGGUUGGUGCCAUCACCUACCUGGCUUCUCCACUCGACAUCCUCCCAGAGGCUCUCUUCGGCCUCCUGGGAUUCUUGGAUGAUUUCUUUGUGAUCCUGCUCCUCUUUGUCUACAUCUCCAUCAUGUACAGAGAGGUGGUGACACAGAGGCUGAACAACUAGAUAAUCACUGGAAUAAGAACAUGACUUUUUGUUCUGUCAGGCUUUGGGUUAGGGAAACAUUUUCUUUUUAAGUUCUCAAAGGGAUUUAUGUUAAAACCUGGCACGUUAAUCAGUGCAAAUGCCAUAAAGACUGAGCUUUGAAUGUUCUCCUGUGUGUGUAUAUACAUACCUUGGUUCAGUGAUUUGAGGGUUAUUUAAAGGAGUUUUCAAACGUUUUUGCAGCGCUCCCUUUGGUAGAUAAGUUGAUAUAUUGUUAAACUCAUUCAUUUACUAUUUACAUUUGUUCAGUAAUUUAACAAAGAAUAAUUACUGCAAAUUCCCGGAAGUGACACAAAUAUAGUGAAAAUAAAAUAAAUUUUCCUGCAAUAGCUUCGCAGUAGUCCCCCCACUUUGGGGACUACUGCUUUUAAAAGCUUACAUGGCCUACACUGGCUAACAAUUAUACCUGUAAAAAAGAACUUCACACUUUUUCCAAAGUUACUAUCCUCUUCAUUGUACAUGCCAGGGUGAGCCAUCAGUUUGUUCUGUGGUUGAAAAUAGCCAUAAAAUGGUUCAAGAGUUUGUUUUUUCUCAUUUGUUUCAGUCUGUUAUUUUUCUGGGUCUUGAAAUAAAUUUGGAAUCAUGUUUAUAUGCUUUAAACUCCUCACUAAUUUAAUGGGUAUGAAGAGUAUUUAAAUGGUAAAAUGUGCUGAGUGCAGCUUGAGCAGGCAGUUGAAAUUCAAGAACUGUAUUUUUGCAUUUGAACUGUUGAUUAUACAUAGUCGUGACAUUAAAAUACUUCUGACUCUG
Messenger RNA from Cynoglossus semilaevis (tongue sole), 1743 nucleotides. It is a transcript of the gene rnf170, whose product is annotated as ring finger protein 170. NCBI's taxonomy places the organism in Eukaryota, Metazoa, Chordata, Actinopteri, Pleuronectiformes, Cynoglossidae. The transcript is spliced from 7 exons. The record is from RefSeq and is a predicted model, not a curated record. Gene Ontology annotation, molecular function: ubiquitin protein ligase activity.